Molecule: messenger RNA, 896 nt
Organism: Gracilinanus agilis (Agile Gracile Mouse Opossum)
Lineage: Eukaryota; Metazoa; Chordata; Mammalia; Didelphimorphia; Didelphidae
Gene: KCNK12
Product: potassium two pore domain channel subfamily K member 12
Exons: 1
Biological process (GO): potassium ion transmembrane transport; stabilization of membrane potential
Cellular component (GO): membrane
Molecular function (GO): potassium ion leak channel activity
Source: RefSeq, a predicted model, not a curated record
GUUUUGGCAUGACGACGCCCUCGACGGUGGCCGGGAAGGCCUUCCUCAUCGCCUACGGCCUGUUCGGGUGUGCGGGCACCAUCCUCUUCUUCAACCUCUUCUUGGAGCGCAUCAUCUCCCUGCUGGCCUUCAUCAUGAGGGCCUGCCACGAGCGGCAGCUGCGCCGCUCCGGCCUGCUGCCCCCCACCUUCCGCCGCGGCUCGGCCCUGUCCGAGGCGGACAGCCUGGCGGGCUGGAAGCCGUCCGUCUACCACGUGAUGCUCAUCCUGGGCAUCUUCGCGGUGCUGCUGUCGUGCUGCGCCUCGGCCAUGUACACCAGCGUGGAGGGCUGGGACUACGUGGACUCCCUCUACUACUGCUUCGUGACCUUCAGCACCAUCGGCUUCGGGGACCUGGUGAGCAGCCAGCAGGAGGCCUACCGCCACCAGGGCCUCUACCGGCUGGGCAACUUCCUCUUCAUCCUCAUGGGCGUGUGCUGCAUCUACUCCCUCUUCAACGUCAUCUCCAUCGUCAUCAAGCAGGUCCUGAACUGGAUGCUAAAGAAACUCAGCUGCCCGUGCUGCGCCCGGUGCCGGAAGCCCAGCAGCCGGCUGGGCCGGCGCAACGCCAUCACCCCCGGCUCGCGCUUCCGGCGCCACCUCACCUCCCUGGAGGCGGACGGGCACUACGACAGCGACGCGGAGGGCCGGCGGCUGUCCGGGGAGAUGAUCUCCAUGCGGGACCUGAUCGCCUCCAAUAAGGUCUCCCUGGCCCUGCUGCAGAAGCAGCUGUCCGAGACGGCCAACGGCUACCCCCGAAGCGUGUGCGUCAACACGCGGCAGAACGGCUUCUCGGGGGGUGUGGGGGCUCUGGGGAUCAUGAACAACCGCCUGGCGGAGACCAGCGACUCCAGGUAG